This is a messenger RNA of Acinonyx jubatus (cheetah), 1692 nucleotides long. It is a transcript of the gene PRLHR, whose product is annotated as prolactin releasing hormone receptor. The record is from RefSeq and is a predicted model, not a curated record. The transcript has a single exon. NCBI's taxonomy places the organism in Eukaryota, Metazoa, Chordata, Mammalia, Carnivora, Felidae. Gene Ontology annotation, cellular component: plasma membrane; neuron projection. Gene Ontology annotation, molecular function: neuropeptide binding; neuropeptide Y receptor activity. The coding region runs from base 1 to 1113 and encodes 370 amino acids. Gene Ontology annotation, biological process: G protein-coupled receptor signaling pathway.
AUGGCCUCACUGCCGACUCAGGGUCCCCCGGUCCCUGACUUAGUUUCUGGGUUGCCACCGGCGGCCUCAACUCCUGCCAACCAGAGCACAGAGGCCUCAGCGGACAAUGGGUCGGUGACUGGCCCAGGCGCUCAGGCUGUCACGCCUUUCCAAAGCCUGCAGCUGGUGCAUCAGCUGAAAGGGCUGAUCGUGCUGCUCUACAGCAUCGUGGUGGUCGUGGGGCUGGUGGGCAACUGCCUGCUGGUGUUGGUGAUCGCGCGAGUGCGUCGGUUGCACAACGUGACCAACUUCCUCAUCGGCAACCUGGCCUUGUCCGACGUGCUCAUGUGCACCGCCUGUGUGCCACUCACGCUGGCCUACGCUUUCGAGCCACGCGGCUGGGUGUUCGGCGGCGGCCUGUGCCACCUUGUCUUCUUCCUGCAGCCCGUCACCGUCUACGUGUCGGUGUUCACUCUCACCACCAUCGCGGUGGACCGCUACGUCGUGCUCGUGCACCCGCUGCGCAGGCGCAUCUCGCUGCGCCUCAGCGCCUAUGCGGUGCUGGCCAUCUGGGCGCUGUCCGCGGUGCUGGCGCUGCCGGCCGCCAUGCACACGUACCACGUCGAGCUCAAGCCGCACCGUGUGCGCCUCUGCGAGGAAUUCUGGGGGUCUCAGGAGCGCCAGCGCCAGCUCUAUGCUUGGGGGCUGCUUCUCGUCACCUACCUGCUCCCCCUGCUGGUCAUCCUCCUGUCUUACGUCCGGGUGACGGUGAAGCUACGGAACCGCGUGGUGCCAGGCUGCGUGACCCAGAGCCAAGCCGACUGGGACCGUGCGCGCCGCCGCCGCACCUUCUGUCUGCUGGUGGUGGUCGUGGUGGUGUUCGCCGUGUGCUGGCUGCCGCUGCACGUCUUCAACCUGCUGCGGGACCUCGACCCGCAAGCCAUCGACCCUUACGCCUUUGGGUUAGUGCAGCUGCUCUGCCACUGGCUCGCCAUGAGCUCGGCUUGCUACAACCCCUUCAUUUACGCCUGGCUGCACGACAGCUUCCGUGAGGAGCUGCGCAAGCUCUUGCUUGCCUGGCCCCGCAAGAUCGUGCCCCACGGCCAGAGCAUGACAGUCAGCGUGGUCAUCUGAUGCCACUGCACCGGGCCUUGGCUGGGGACCUCCAUGUCCACUAGUUUCCGAGGUUGCCCACCUGAGGCCGGACUGGAGAGCUUAUCCCCAGCGCCAGAGCAAAUCCAAUAGGUGACCAAACUUCCAGCCUAGCCCUCUUGUCCAGCUGUCUUGCUUUGUCCUUGUGUCUUUGUAAAAUGUCGAGUGGGCUUUGGAGGGAGUCUUGUGCUUUGCUUGAAAGAGGCCAAGGAGAGGUGAGAGGAUUUAUUAUUUCCUCCCUAUGCCCUGAAUGCCAAACAAAGCUCUUUCUCCUGGUUCAUAACAGUAUUUCAGAACCGUGGCUGUCUUCCUCGCUUUCCCUUCUGCUUGUUCAAUGGUGAGAUGAAGGAACAAUGGGGUUGAGAUUUCAAAUGGCUGCGUUGGGGUUGGUGAGGCUUUUUCCAGUUGCCUUUUAAAAAGGACUCAACUGAGCUAGAAUACCUGAUGUUGCUUAGUCAGUUUGAACCCAUUAAUUCCUAGGAUUCCAGGGAAGUAUUACAAGUCUGUAUCUGGGAUUUCAGCAUUUCCUGAAUAAGAUCAUUACACACCAAAAGGGUUUUA